Messenger RNA from Verticillium dahliae VdLs.17, 2616 nucleotides. RefSeq lists its product as uncharacterized. Bases 1 to 2316 code for a protein of 771 amino acids. The record is from RefSeq and is a predicted model, not a curated record. Lineage: Eukaryota; Fungi; Ascomycota; Sordariomycetes; Glomerellales; Plectosphaerellaceae. Gene Ontology annotation, molecular function: zinc ion binding; DNA binding. The transcript is spliced from 2 exons. Gene Ontology annotation, biological process: DNA-templated transcription.
AUGAACGGCCCGCCUGGCGUGACGCUCAAUCAUAUGGGCCAGGCUGUCGAGACGGACGAGGUCAAGGGGCAAUGGACCCAGAUACGGUCUGUAUGGGUCAAGAACUACAAGGCCGAACCGGCCGUCAUCGCCACGAGGCUCAAGAAUUCGGCACGCUCAGCUCUCGAGUCUCGGCCGGCCGACAUCCACAUCGGUGUCGGCCCUGACAUUGCACCCAUGAAUGCCAUCAAGGGGACCAAACUUACUAUACUGGGGACAACAAUUGACUUGGCGUCGUUCAACGCACCUGAUAUGGACGAACCAGGUCCCGACGUAAGAGUCGCGCAACCUCUUUACAACAAGUCCAUCCAGGCCUACUUGCAGUCAACGAUGAACAUCAAUCCCCCGCCGCAUGUGAAGUUGCCUUCACGCGCGGAAGCUUUUGAACUAUCUCAGUGGUACUUUGUUUUUGUCUUUCCGUUCCUCCCCGUCUUACACAAACCAACGUAUCUGGAAAUGCUGGCCAAAAUAUACGACGACCCGAGUUUCCAGCCGACUGUGGCAGAACUGGUCAUGGUGCACAUGGUCGUCGCUUCAAUUUACUAUCAGCAGUCUCUUCGCGCACCUCCAGGAGCCGUGGACUACAAUGAGCUGUCCAAUCGUCACUACCACUUCGCGCUGGGAAAGUUUUUCGACCUGGCGUCGUCACAGACCAUAUCUGCCGUCCAAGCCAUGGCCAUGAUUGCUGCUCAUGGCCGCAGCUUCCCCAAACCAGGUUGCGGUUUUGUUGUAGCCCACUAUGCGUUUCUGCGGGCUGUUGACAUGAACCUCCACCGGGCUGUCAAGCAGGAGGGCGAGACGACAAAUCUGGACCUGGAGAUUCGCAAGCGGACGUGGUGGACGAUUCUUGCUGUUUGUGUCACCCUAGCCGGACGACUAGGGCGACCCAUGCCAAUCACCGUUGACGAGUACGACAUUGAGUUUCCCGAGCCUGUAGCGGAUGAGCUGCUCACCCCGGAUGGACUGCUUGCUAGCUCUAGCACAUCGCAGUGCGAAUUCCAUCCUGGACUCGCUGGGUUUCGCAUCAUUCCUCUGCUGAUCGAGAUGUACACCAAUAUUUACAGCGUCAAGCGCGAUCCUACCACCUAUGUCGAUGUUGUCGAUACUCUCGAGGAGAAGCUUCGCAUGUGGAAAGAAGACCACCCACCCUCGCUGCGACCAGACCUUCCCACAAAUGAUCCCCAAGAUGGCCAGCAGCACAUGUAUCAGCUCUAUGUUGAGAUGAUGGAGCUUGAGCUCCGCCUGGCACUUCGCAGCCCCUCGGUGGCUAUGACGACUGACCGCAAGAUUUUGGCCGAGAAUUCACACAUAUGCGAGGAGACAGCUGCCCGCAUGCUAGAGCAUGCAAAGGCCCUUCACAAACUCAAGUGUCUCGACGUGACGUGGUACCAGAUUGCCAUUUUCGCGGCAGCCAUGUUCACAACGCUCGUGGCGCACUGGGAAAGGCGUUUUGACCCGAACGAGCAGAGCUCGACACUGCGGCGCGACAUGACAGAUUGGCUGAGCAUCAUUCACUCUAUUGCUGUUGCUCUUGGCUCGGGUGAACACAUCUACAAACAACUCAGUGCCAAGGUCGACUCGACUUUGCGCUGGAUUGAACACGACCGGCAGCAACAGCAGCAACAGCAGCAGCAGCGGCAGCAGCAUCGACAAAGACAACAGCAAGAGGAGGCGAAUGCUCAUCUUCAAUCUCAACUGGCUGCAAUGCCAGAAAUCAAACAGGAAAUUGUAGAGGGUUCUUUCCCCGCGUCAUCCGGCCCUCAGGCAGUGCUGCCCACACAGACUGUGCCGUCCAUGGCGAAGGCCUACUACGAUGAUCCGAACCACAACGGCGGCACAGCAUAUUCCCAGCUCGCGUAUACGGAACCGACAACGCAGGCAGGAAUGUUGUCGUCGUACGACAGCAGCUACCUGUAUCCCGCCUCUACACCAGAAAGUGCUACUUCCAUCAUGAACAGUGGCAUAUCCACGGCGAAUCACAAUCCUCUAGUGGCUUUCGCAUCGCAGGCGACGCAACAAGUGAUCCAACCCGAGUCCCCGGCCGUGGACCAGUACCUUUGGCGUCACGUAACAGCGCCAACUGCGCAAGGCACCAACUGGGGCGACUGGGCAGCAGCCAUGUCUGCCAGCCAGGAACGAUACGGCGCGAACGCGCUCCUCAAUAUGGGAACUGUACCACGCGAGACGCAUGUGCCAGCCGACAUGGUCAGCAUGAAUGCUGCGUCAGCAGGACAGUGGCCGACGCUUCUAUGGAACGACAACCAGUCAGAGCAUUGACGCGAGCGUGUGAAUUUAAGGGCAAUGACUGGAAAACCUUGCUUGAUUCACGAUCAUCAUUGAGUUUGGUACGGAGUUUACGAAAAAGGCUGGAUAGAGACACUGGCGUUUGGCAUCUCCUGCAGUCACUUGUCUGGGGUAGCGGGCAUGACAUGGCGUCGGUGGUGGGGAUGGCGUUCAUCGGAGACGGGCGGCUCCCGCGGUCGGGCUAUGUAAUAUGACAUUUUGGCUGGCGGGGUAACGUGGAGGGGCCUGAGAUACCCAACGAAUUGAUUGACUUGACGAUGAGCGUCUUUGAUG